AUGGCUUCAGAGGCAGUGAAGGUAGUGGUCAGGUGUCGGCCGAUGAAUGAUAGGGAGCAAAUCCUGAAUUGUAAGAUGGUAGUAUCAGUAGAGACGAGUAGGUGUCAGUGUUUGAUCAAGAAGCCAGGGGCGAAGGAGGAGCCACCAAAACAAUUCACCUUUGAUGGAAGCUACUUCAUUGGCCAAACCACUGAGCAGAUGUACAACGAGAUCGCCUACCCUUUGGUUGAGGGGGUGACUGAAGGGUACAAUGGAACCAUUUUUGCAUAUGGCCAGACUGGAAGUGGCAAGUCCUUCACCAUGCAGGGGGUAUCUGAGCCAGCAGCCCAGAGAGGGGUCAUCCCAAGGGCCUUUGAGCACAUCUUCGAGAGCAUUCAGUGUGCAGAAAAUACAAAGUUCCUGGUGAGGGCUUCCUACUUAGAGAUCUACAAUGAAGAAAUCCGAGACCUUUUGGGAAAUGACACCAAACAGAAAAUGGAGCUGAAGGAGCACCCAGAGCAUGGUGUAUAUGUGCGAGACCUCUCCUUGCACACAGUGCACAGCGUGGGGGAGUGUGAGCGCAUUAUGGUGCAGGGAUGGGGGAAUCGAUCUGUGGGCUACACCCUGAUGAACAAGGACUCCUCCCGCUCCCACUCAAUCUUUACCAUUCACAUGGAGAUCUGCAACACAGAUUCAGCUGGCGAGGACCACCUGCGUGCUGGAAAACUGAACCUGGUAGACCUGGCAGGCAGUGAGAGGCAGUCUAAGACUGGUGCCACCGGGGAGCGGCUCCGUGAGGCCACCAAGAUCAAUCUGUCCCUGUCGGCUCUGGGCAACGUCAUCUCUGCCCUGGUGGAUGGCCGCUCCAAACACAUCCCCUACCGAGACUCCAAGCUGACCCGGCUGCUGCAAGACUCCCUGGGAGGGAACACUCGCACCCUGAUGGUGGCCUGCCUCUCGCCUGCAGACAACAACUAUGAGGAGAGCCUGAGCACCCUGCGCUACGCCAACAGGGCCAAGAACAUCCAGAACAGGCCCCGCAUCAAUGAGGACCCCAAGGAUGCCCUGCUCCGAGAGUAUCAAGAGGAAAUCAAGCAACUACGCGCCCUCAUCUCUGGCCAGCUGGGCAGUGGCAACCUGUCAUCACUUCUGGCUGGUCAGUUGUCUGCGGGGCCUUCUGCUGGUCCAUCAAGGCCACAGUCUAGCAGUACUGAGGGGGAGAAGGAGAAGAUUAAAGAGGAAUAUGAGGAGAAGCUGGCCAGGCUUCAGGCUGAGUAUAACGCUGAGCAGGAGUCCAAGGCCAAGCUACAGGAGGACAUAGCUGUUCUGCGCUCUUCAUAUGAGACCAAGCUGUCCAGUCUAGAGAAGUCUAGGGCCAGCAGAGGACACUAUAUUACCACGGCUGGUACCAUCUCCAUUCUUAUGAAACAAGCUCUUGAGGAGGAAUCAUGCUGUGUCACUGCUGCCCCACAUGAGCAUGCGGAUUUGGAACCAGCCCUGGCCAAGGUGAGCCAGACACAGACAUCUCGCCAGGUGACCAGUGUCCAGACAGAGUCUGAGGGGGAGGAGAAUGCAGACUCCCCUCCCAUUGGCACCCCAGGCCCUCUGGACCAGAAGCAUGUCCUCGAGAGGCUGCAGCAGUUGGAGCAGGAAGUGGUAGGAGGGGAGCAGGCUCGGAACAAGGAGUUACAGCAGAGACACCGACAGAGGAAGACCCUGGCAGACCAGAGGAAGAAGCAGCUGAUUGAGGCCCUGGCAGAGAACCGUGAGGAGAGUGACAAUGUGAUGCUCAAUGUCUACGACUCCAUCCAGGAGGAGGUCCAUGCUAAGAGUCGGCUCCUAGAGAACACCCAGGGCAAGCUGAAGGCUGCCAAGCUGGAGAUCCGGGACCUGCAGGCGGAGUUUGAACUAGAGAGAAACGACUACCUGGCCACCGUCCGCAGGCUGGAGAGGGAGGGCCAUUUGCUGCAGGCACUGCUGGAGCGCAUGGCCCCUCUGGUCCGCCGUGACUGCAACUACAGCAACCUGGACCGCCUGCGGAAGGAGGCCACCUGGGAUGAAGACGGUGCCACCUGGAGGCUGCCUGAGGUGGUGGUGCAGAAAAUGGCCCUGCCAUCAGCAGUAGCUCCUUCAGCUCAGAGGCUCUCUGUACGCAGGAGCUCAGUGGCUGACACAGGAGAGUCCUUUCAGGAUGAUGAGGACCGAUAUAAGGAGAUGUUGAACCGCAGCGACAGCGAGAACUUUGCCAGCAACUACUUCAAGCCUAAGAGAGCCAACCAGCUGCUGGGCGGUGAGCCACUGAAGGGACUGGCAGUUCACUCAGCACCCCAGGGGAACGGGACGCCUCACCUGACCUCCAGCGGCUCCAACAUCGGCCCCUCACUCAGCACAGAAUCCCUCCUCCCUCGCCCCUUCCGCCUCGAGUCACUGGGGAUCACCCCAUCCAAUGGCAAGGUGAAGAGGAAGAAAAGCAAAACGCACAUCCCCUAUGAGGGGAACUGAGAGCUGGGCUAGAGGGGAACUCUUCUGCAACCUCUCAAUUUUUACCUGCCACCCUUUUUGACUCCUAGAGACCUCACUAUUUGUUGACUUGUUUUGGUAGAGUAUUUCGUUAAUUCACUGUGAUUGACCCUGUGGUGUUGGUGAACUAUUGAACUUUUGCUAACCAGCAAUAUAAUGUCACAUUUACAUGGACACUUGGUCUGGCAAUGUGAUGUUACUGGUGUGUUUGUUUUUUAGUACCUUUUUAAAUGUUAGCUAACAUUAUGCUACUACCUAAUGCCACACACCAUAGUGCUUGCACUGACUCUUAAUGCUGUGAUAUGGUUUAUCCAACCCUGAAUGUAUUAUUUAUCACUGUUGUGGUUUUUGGAUGAACUGUUAAUACAAUAUAUUUUCUGUAGAUCUUGUUCA
Oncorhynchus masou masou (cherry salmon) is the source of this 2892-nucleotide messenger RNA. It is a transcript of the gene kif17, whose product is annotated as kinesin family member 17. Gene Ontology annotation, molecular function: microtubule motor activity; ATP binding; microtubule binding. Gene Ontology annotation, biological process: spindle elongation; mitotic spindle organization; microtubule-based movement. The record is from RefSeq and is a predicted model, not a curated record. The transcript has 14 exons. Gene Ontology annotation, cellular component: microtubule associated complex. NCBI's taxonomy places the organism in Eukaryota, Metazoa, Chordata, Actinopteri, Salmoniformes, Salmonidae. The coding region runs from base 1 to 2481 and encodes 826 amino acids.